UAUCCAGGCAGCCCUCUCUGCACCUUACUGAGAGCCAGGCUAGCUUGUAAACAACGCCAAAAAAGCCCCGGUCGUAUUUUUGGUGAACCUAAUGACUGAACACGCCGGUGAUUUUACGAACAGUCCCAGCGUCCGCUGCUUUUCCUCUUUUCAUUCCCGCCUCAUGUCUUGUGUUCCUGUUCAGGAUCGUCUCUGCAACAGACUGAGGCACUGAUGCUGCCGAAUUGAGCUAACGUCUCAACUGUCUUCACAGACAAAAGCAACAUUUUACCUGAGACCUAAGUGUCCUGGCUCGCUCCUCCACACUGCUGACAACAUAAACUAGAGACUGUGUUGCAAUGGGAUCACACCAGCCGCGACACCAAAUCAGUGUGUACUGGACAAUGGGGCACACAACAUGAGAGAGUCGUUGCCUGGCAGCGGAUGUCUCGUUGCUUCCCUCAGAGCUCAGAGGCCAGUUGGAGUCAGGAGGCGGGUCCUCAGCGGCGGCAGUGAUGCGGGCUUCAGUGGCAGGCUGUAGGAUGAGCGUGGGUGCGCUCCUCAAUGGGCUGCUGGUCUCGGUGGUCGCAGCUCUGCUUUGGAAGUAUUCCAAGCUGAGUGAGCACGCUGCCCUGCUGGAGGAAGAGCUGCACAUGACUCGGCAGUCUCAGGAGAUCUCGCAGGCCCGCAUCGAUUAUCAUGUUGCCCUGCAGGCUCUUCAGGAUCACGGCACCCGUAUGGUCUGCACUGGCAAGAUGCACACCGACCGCAUCUGCCGCUUUGACUACCUCUGCUACUGCUCUGAGGCAGAGGAGUUUGUAUUCUUCCACUCCAAUUCCUCUGUCAUGUUGCCGAACCUGGGGUCUAGGCGCUUCCAGCCCGCCCUGCUGGACUUGUCAUCAGUAGAGGAUCACAACACCCAAUACUUCAACUUUUUAGAGCUCCCAGCCGCAGCUUUAAAGUUCAUGCCCAAGCCUGUGUUCGUACCAGAUGUGACACUGAUCCUGAACAGGUUUAAUCCUGAUAACUUAAUGCAUGUAUUCCACGAUGACCUACUUCCAGUCUUCUACACCAUGAAACAAUAUUCUGACUUGGAUGAUGAGGCUCGUCUGGUGUUCAUGGAGGGCUGGGGUGAAGGUCCGCACUUUGAUCUCUACCGACUUCUCAGCAGCAAGCAGCCACUGCUCAAAGAACAGCUCAGAAACUUUGGCAAGCUAAUGUGCUUUACCAAGUCCUACGUUGGCUUGUCCAAGAUGACCACCUGGUACCAGUAUGGGUUCGUCCAGCCGCAGGGGCCAAAAGCCAACAUUUUAGUCUCAGGGAACGAGAUUCGGCAGUUUGCCAGGGCCAUGAUGGAGAAAAUGAAUAUCACCAGAGAGGAGGACGCUGAGAAGGACGGAGCGAGUGCCGAAGAUGAGAAAGAGAAAGGGAAGAAGGACGAUUACAUUGUUGUGUUCAGUCGGUCAACAACAAGACUGAUACUUAAUGAGGCGGAGCUAAUCAUGGUGCUGGCUCAGGAGUUCCAGAUGAGGGUGGUCACUGUAUCCCUGGAGGAACAGUCUUUCUCUAGUAUUGUCCAGGUGAUCAGCAGUGCCUCCAUGUUAGUCAGUAUGCAUGGAGCUCAGCUUAUCACCUCACUCUUCCUCCCCAGAGGAGCUGUUGUGGUGGAACUGUUCCCCUUUGCUGUGAACCCAGAGCAGUACACCCCAUAUAAAACCCUUACCUCCCUUCCAGGGAUGGACCUUCACUAUAUCUCCUGGAGGAACACUAAGGAGGAAAACACCGUCACCCACACAGAUAGACCCUGGGAACAAGGAGGCAUUGCUCACUUGGAGAAGGAGGAGCAGGAGCGAAUACUUACCAGUAAGGAGGUCCCCAGGCACCUCUGCUGCCGCAACCCAGAGUGGCUUUUCCGGAUCUACCAGGACACUUUAGUGGACAUCCCUUCCUUCCUGGAAGUCCUCAAAGAGGGCAUGAAGACCAAGCCCAUCUUGAAAAAGUCAAAGCCGGCCAGCACGGUCCACCCUGGCCGAGUUAGAGAACCCCAGUGUCAGACUUCAGUACAGACCACUAAUGAGGCUAAACUCACAGUCUCCUGGCAGAUCCCAUGGAAUCUGAAAUACCUGAAGGUAAGAGAGGUGAAGUACGAGGUGUGGAUCCAGGAGCAAGGAGAGAACACCUACAUGCCUUACAUCCUUCCCCAGCAGAACUACACCUUUUCAGAGAACAUUAAGCCCUUCACUACCUACCUGGUGUGGGUCAGGUGUAUCUUCAACAAGAACCUCCUGGGCCCAUUUGCAGACGUUCUCAUGUGUAGGACCUAGUGCAAACACCUUGCCAGUUUGUUGCUGUGCAGUCCCACAUAAAAGUUGAGUCAUGCUUGUUCCACACAAUCAGAUUAGAUCAGUGGACUGCUUGAUUACUGUUUGUCCAGUGGAGGUUGGAAGAUGUCAUAUGGUUUGUUUUGACAAACCUUGAAGAGGCUGUUGAACUCUUAACAGAGGUGUUUCCCUGCCCAGGAUGAACUGCAAAAGAUUUGAACCACAGGGUGAGAACUCAAUGGCAACAGCUGUUAAUAAAUGGAAAGUAUAUCUCAUGUACCUAUGAAAGGAAGAAAGAAAGUGCUAAACCACGUCUGUACCGACAAUAACAGAAUUCAGAUCAGCAGAUUUAUUUAUGUGCAAAAUAAUAUAUAACAUGUUUUUUAGUAUUAGUCAGAACACUGGUUCUUUACCUUUCACAGUAUGCAAAGUAGCUUUUCUGUGGAGAGCAAGAGAGAUUUUAGAAUUAGCAAGAUUUUUUAUGUUUUUUGACUUGUCCAGUUGUCUACUGUGUGUGUGAUACGUGUGUGGCUUAGUUUUUUUCUACCUAUUGUUUAGUUACGUACAUCAUUAUUUUUGCAAAACCGAGCCAAUACCAAAGCAACUUUUCCCGCAUUAGUUCAGCCAGUCAUCAUUCACACCAUAUUCCUCUCUCUACAGUUUGAAACCCUGUCUCCAAAACAAGAAGGAUUUGGGUAAAGCAAGUGUGGAGCAGGAGUUUUCCUGAACGCCAUUCUAAUCCCUGAGAGCAAAGAGGUUUUAAAUUUCAGAAUGCUUAAUGGAGGACAUUGCUCUUUAUGUGUCCUCCAUUAAGUUCCUUACGUGUUAUAACUGCAUAAAUAGCUAUUUUACUCUAACAGUCACUAAUUACAAGUGUAAUAAUUGUAAUUUUCUGUGGAGAGUGAAUCUAUUACCAGGCUAUGAUUCUCCUCCCAAUAAGACAGUCAGAUUUUACUGCUGUGUGUCAAACUCUGUUAGGUUGGAUAUAACUCCCAGCUAUGUGUGUGUGUGUGUGUGUGUGUAUGUGUGUGUGUAUGUGUGUGUGUGUUCAGCAUGCUGCUGAAUUUUAGACUGAAACAGCAAACGCUGACUGGAUGUUAAAGUUGUUUCUGUCAUUUUCAGAUGAAGUGCUGUUGGUUAGCAGCCACGCUGCUGUGAUGCAUUUACCUUUUAGACACGUGAAUCAGAGGUGUUAGUGUGUGAUAGUAGAAAUGUAGCAAGAGAUGAUUUAUGGAACCACACGAGCGCUCAGAACACCGACAGCAACAUACUGUGUUAUACUGAGCCGUUGUUAAGAUAGUGUUAUUUAUAUUGGACUUUUUUUGCCAUGCCUGGUCCUCUGAACAUUACAGUAACCUCUUUGUAAUGUAUUGGAAUUUGCCACAUAUCCCUUUUUUUUCUGUUUUUUCCAUCACCAAUUUUUUUUUUUCAAAGUUCUCAGAUGCAGUUUGCUUGUCGGUGCACGUUUCAGAGAUUAUUUUGAGCCAUAGUUGUGUGUGCAGGAUGUGAUGGAUAUGUUUAGAAAUGUAUGUGUUUGUAUUGUUGGUUAGAUUUCUGUGUUUCCCCCUUUUCCUGAAUCAGCGGAGACAUCAUACUGUAAGUGCUGAGUUAAAGAAGAGUGUACAAGUCCCUGUUUUCUACAUUAGCAAAUAGCUGGAGUUUCUUUUUUUCUGAUUGAAUAAAGAAGCUUAUUUCU
Molecule: messenger RNA, 3996 nt
Organism: Toxotes jaculatrix (banded archerfish)
Lineage: Eukaryota; Metazoa; Chordata; Actinopteri; Toxotidae
Gene: pomgnt2
Product: protein O-linked mannose N-acetylglucosaminyltransferase 2 (beta 1,4-)
Exons: 3
Coding region: 495-2303 (602 amino acids)
Biological process (GO): protein O-linked glycosylation via mannose
Cellular component (GO): endoplasmic reticulum
Molecular function (GO): protein O-acetylglucosaminyltransferase activity; protein binding
Source: RefSeq, a predicted model, not a curated record